AGCAAAAAACAGGAUGCGAAAGAUCGCCGUGACACACUUUAAAAGUCAUAAAUGUCAGCAGAACGUCAGUUACGCCAUACCAAGCAAUUUGAAUAAAUAAAAACAUCUCGAAAAAGUACAAAUUAUUGAAGAGAAUUGGAUUUCAAUUAACAAUUUGAUCGUGUAUGUAUAACAACAGCCAAAAUGCCCGCGUCUAUCGGCGUAAAUUUGCGUGUAACAGGCCAUUGUCGCCAAGGUGGUAGAAAAUACAUGGAGGACUUUUUCUCUGUGGCAUACCAGCAAACUGAAGACGAAAAGGACUUGGAAUAUGCAUUUUUCGGCAUUUACGAUGGACACGGUGGAGCUGAAGCUGCAGCAUUCGCCAAAGAACACCUGAUGGAGACUAUAAUCAAGCAUAAAAGUUUUUGGUCAGACUGUGAUGAAGAUGUGUUACGAGCUAUUAAAGAUGGGUACAUUGCUACCCACUAUGCUAUGUGGAGAGAAAGAGAAAAAUGGCCAUGUACAGCAUCAGGAUUACCUAGCACAGCUGGCACAACUGCAAGUGUCGCAUUUAUAAGAAGAGGGAAAAUUUACAUAGGACAUGUAGGAGAUUCUGGGAUAGUUCUAGGUUAUCAAGAACCAGGCAGCUCUGAAUGGAAAGCCAAACCUCUGACCAGAGAUCACAAACCUGAAAAUGCAGAGGAAAUGUCAAGAAUUGUUAAGUGUGGUGGCAAAGUUAUGUGCAAAUCAGGAGUGCCGCGUGUGGUAUGGAACCGUCCGAAAAUCGGCCACCAAGGCCCGGUCCGUCGAUCCACGCCUAUCGACGAGAUCCCAUUUUUGGCAGUGGCGCGCAGCCUUGGCGAUCUCUGGUCAUACAACUCCCAAAUUGACAGAUUUAUCGUCUCUCCGGACCCCGAUUGUUCUGUGCUCAAGAUAGAUACGGACGUGCACAGAUGCCUCAUUUUUGGAACUGAUGGGCUCUACAAUAUGCUGAGUCCCACUACCGCUGUACAUAUUGUGCAACAGGCGGAGCGCCACAACGAGACGGCCGCCCUAAGUGACUCUACGUACAAAACCUGGAUGAACCCGAGCAAACUCCUUGUGGAGAAAGCGAUGGAAAGGUGGCAUGCAACCAAAAUGCGUGCUGACAACACCUCCGUGGUCACAUUGAUGCUGGACCCCCCGGGACCCCCGCGUGCUCAGGUGCUUAUUGAUCGCAAGAAGAACCUGCCUGAAAGGGGACUUAAGAUCAUGACUCGUUUUGAUGGCAGCCAAAGGGAUGACACAAAGGAAGCUGGGUGCAGCACUGCUUGCUCAAAUCUGGUUCCUAGCGGCGACUGUGAUACCGCUCCAGCAGAUGCAGCAUCAUGCUCAAAAUCGUCCACAGAACGGCUGGAGUCCAUACUGGAGCCUGUGAUCGAAGUCGUACCAGCACCCAUACCAGUGACGCCAGAAGUAUUGAACGCAGCCCCCAAGGAUGUGACGACUCUCGAAUUGGACAUGCCGGAAUCUCCAGCGUCCAGCAACAAAGAGUGUCUCACUGCUUCCAGUAAUGAGAAUGCUGCUCCAGUAUCCACAAGUGACCUUAAUGUCAGCAAUAACAGUUGCAGUCACUCAACAAAUUUUCCAUUGAAAGAGCGCAAUUUUUUACCGAAGCCCAGGGAGAGCACGAGUUUCGAUCCACGUGACCCUUUACAACAGACACCAUGCUUUUCACCGCCUGAUGAUGGCAAAGAAAAUCAGAAAUCCAACAUGAGUUCCCCCUCGUCUGUGGAUGACAAUACCAUACAGUGCAAUGAGGUAUCGUCAAGCAACAUUGAAGUGGACAGCAUUGAAGAUGAAAAUGAAUCUACACCAAAUAUUAAAAGUGCAAAGCAUAACCUGAGAAGUACAAAGAAGGAAUCGAGAAGUGAGGAAAGAGAAGAGUUAUCUAAUUCUAAGGAUGAUUCAAAAGGCAAGCCCGUGAAAAGAAAACUAGAUGUUGAUGUGGUUCCCCAACCAAGGAAAAGCUUGAGGAUAGACGGUCAUCAGAAGAAGGUCACUGACACCACCAAAGAGAAUUUGGAAGAAAAAACUAAGCAGAAACUCACACCUUCAGAAAGUAUAUUAAAAGCGAAGCCUAUUGAUAUGAAGAAAAAAAGCAUAUUGAAGAAAACGGCGAUCACAAAAAACAAAGUACAAGUGGUGUUGCAGAAGUUGAAAAAUCGACAGAAAACUGAUCCAGCAAUUGAGAAUGAAGAACCAAUAAUAGAAAAGCAAAAAUCUACCAAAGCGAAGUCGCAUAAGCUUCCAAAAGUGAUUGCAACCAAGGUGGGAUUUCAGAAGAAUUUGAGGAACACUGUCCCGCAUGACCAAAGAAACAAAAGUGACAAGAAUGAAACCAAAGAAACUAGAAGCAAAUCUGUGAAAACGAAAGGCUCCGUGCUUGAAAAAGGAAGUUCCAAUACAGACCAAGGGGGUUCAAGUGAGACCUGUAGUUCUUCGAGUGAAUCUACGAAAACUUCCAAGAAGAGAUCAAGUCCAGGUAAUAAUUUCGAUUUUGUUAAUCAGCGAUAAUAAAAUAUUCUAGGUUCUUAAGUACAAUUUGAGUGAAUAUAUAAAAUCUAUUUCUUUGCAAGGUGAUAUUGUCAUAUUAAUGUUGUUAUGAUCAUCGAAAACCGUGCAUCCGAAAGUGCCUACAAAUGAUUAGGGAUUUCAAGAAUAAUUAUUGUUUUAAAAGAAAUAAAUGGCGCAUCAUCAGCGUUUGCCAAAACAGGCAGGUGAAAUCCCGUACGAACGCCACUGGUGGAGAUUUAAAAAAAAGUGGUAUAUUAAAAAAUGCUUCUUGAGGUACAUUACAUGUAUGCCAAAUUUAAUUAAAAUAUCCAGAAUCGUAAAGUCAAGAUACUCAGGACAUAUGUUCAUGUUUUCUUCUUAAAAUGGACCCAUAAUCGCCCUCUUAAAAAGUGACAUUCAAUUAGGAAAGACCCUGUAUGGAAAAGGAACGGCGACAGCACGCAUCCUUGCCUCACUCCAGAAAGUAUGUUAAAUCUACUACUGCUGACCCCAUUGUGUGUUAUUGUACAUUUUGUCUCAGGGUACAGUGCCUUGAUCAGAUAAUUUUUUGAUUAAUGUUUCUUAACUCCACAAUUUUCCACAUCAGUGCCCGGGACGAGAUAGAGGUGUGUUCCAAUCAAUUGAUUGUUCCAUUAUUGUUAAUAUGAUCUAUGUAGGAUUCUGGUCUAAAGCCUGCCUGGUUUCGGCGAAGAUCAACGUUGUCCGUUAAUUUGUGUAGUAUGAUGAUGGUGAGAAGUUUUUUUAUACUGCUGAGAAGUUUUGUGCAUAUCCUUCGUUCGCCCUCUUUAGGGCGUUUAAUAAUAUUACCUUCUUUGCAGCUCACUGGAAUUUGGUUUGUUUCCCAUACCUCACUGAUUAUAGGAAGCAGAAGUUUCGUGGUUGUCUGUAAAUGAUUUUAAAAAUUCUGCGGAAGUGUUGUCUGUUCCUGGGGAUUUAUUAAUUUUUUUUUUCAGAGAAGAAUGUUUCGUCGAUU
Molecule: messenger RNA, 3508 nt
Organism: Acanthoscelides obtectus
Lineage: Eukaryota; Metazoa; Arthropoda; Insecta; Coleoptera; Chrysomelidae
Source: the annotation of a GenBank genome assembly